Miscanthus lutarioriparius is the source of this 1098-nucleotide messenger RNA. Lineage: Eukaryota; Viridiplantae; Streptophyta; Magnoliopsida; Poales; Poaceae. The record is from the annotation of a GenBank genome assembly.
AUGGAUCCCGUGGUCCACCAGAUGUUCGACGAUUUGAUUCACAGCUUCGACGCUUUCCGCUCCGAGUUCGACGGUCUCAGUGCCCGCCUGGAUCGGCGUUUCACCGAGACGGAGGCCGUCUGCUCCAAGCACGACUCCACCGUCGACCGCCGCCUCGACUCCUUGGAGCAGUUCGCCUCCGCCCAGUACACCGCCGCCAUCGUCGCCGACAACUGGGGCGGCCACUUCUCCGAACGCGUCAGCGAGCUGGAGGGGCGCGUCCAUGAUCUGGAGAUGUCUGUCGAGUCUGAAGUUCAGAACAUAUCCUGGGAGUCAUUCUCUAACCUCAUCCAUGAGAGAUUUAGCCAUGAUCAGCAUGAGCUGCUCUUACGCCAGCUUUUCCACAUUAAACACACUUCAACCGUUUCUGAUUAUAUCGAAAAGUUCACUGAUCUUUUUGAACAGCUCAAAGCCUAUAAUCCUAACCUUGAUAAACUCUACUUUACUACUCACUUCGUUGAUGGUUUACGCGAAGACAUUCGGUCUGUUGUUAUGGUUGCUCGACCCCAAAACCUCGAUACUGCUUGCACUCUCGCCUUGUUACAGGAAGAGGCGCUGGACCAAGGUAUCCGCAAGGAAUUCAAGUGCUCGGAAGCGUCGCCGUUCGCUCGCACGGCAACAAUCAAGGGUUCUCUUCCCUUGCCUCUUCCACCUAGGCGGCCCCAAGCUGUUCCUGAUCCAGUUGUUGAGAAGCGAGUUCCAACCAAGUCUACUUCCAUCGACGACAAGUUGUCCACUCUGCGAAAUUACCAUCGAGCUCGUGGACUCUGUGUUCGCUGCGGUGACAAGUGGGCCCUAGGCCAUCGGACAAUGCAAUUCAAAGGAUCACUGCUGGGCCGUGACGUCGUCAUUUUGGUGGAUUCAGGAAGCAGCCAUUCCUUCUUGAGUUCCUGCCUUGCAACCGGUCUGCCAAAUCUGAGGCCUCUUCCUAAACCAAUGACAGUAAGAGUGGCUGAUGGGGGCUCUAUUCUCUACUCUGUCGAAGUUAGCUGUGCUGAAUGGUCAGUUCAAGGCUACAGUUUCCACUCUACUCUGCGCAUCCUGCAGUUGGGCUCUUAA